UUGAGACAAGACUGGUGGGUGGUACUCUAAAGGGAGAGCUUGGUCAGAGUGGAGAUCUUGUCCUACGCAGUUAAUUAAACAUCUGUUUUUUCUCUCCGUUCUCUCCAUGAUGCAUUUUUAUGGAGCUUUGAUCCUGUUGGUGACUGUGUCUGCAGCAUGUGGAUUGAGAUGCUACUCAUGUGUUGGCGAACACUGCACCGACACGAUGACUUGUCCCACCAACUUUGACCGUUGUGCCUCCGUCAAUGUGAACGGUCUCUUCACCAAGAGCUGCAUGAGCAGUAUUGUAUGUAUUGACCCCAUUAAGUGCUGUAGCACGGACUUGUGUAACAGCGCCAUCCCCACUGGUCCCAGUGUCCUCCUCCUGCUGGUAUCCUCAGCCAUCAUCUCACUCUUUCUCUGAGGCAGCGGAGCAGCAACAGCUUAACAAUAUCUGUCUUCUUUCAUACCCAAUUUCAACAACUCAAGAAGAUUAAACUAAUUCUUAAUAUGUAAAAGCUGACUGCAGGUCCAUUUUUGUUCAAUAAAAACACAAUAUGAUCGAC
Anoplopoma fimbria (sablefish) is the source of this 545-nucleotide messenger RNA. RefSeq names its product lymphocyte antigen 6C2-like. The record is from RefSeq and is a predicted model, not a curated record. Bases 107 to 403 code for a protein of 98 amino acids. The transcript has 3 exons. NCBI's taxonomy places the organism in Eukaryota, Metazoa, Chordata, Actinopteri, Perciformes, Anoplopomatidae.